Ectocarpus siliculosus is the source of this 2102-nucleotide messenger RNA. NCBI's taxonomy places the organism in Eukaryota, Phaeophyceae, Ectocarpales, Ectocarpaceae. The record is from the annotation of a GenBank genome assembly.
GGCAUGUUGUGUCUCCGUGUCUCCGCCGCACCUCCAGCCACCCCUAGACAUCACUGUCAUGGGUAAGGGAAAGAAAAAAGCAGGUGGUGCAGCUUCGGGAGCCGGGGGCGUUGGAGACCAGAAAGCCGUGCGCGCCGCCGUAGAAACCAUAGUGAACGAUGCGGUGAAAUUGCAGGACUCAGCGAGCGACCUCCCAGCUCCUCAAGCUUUGGCUGCGCUCCAGGCCGCGGCUGCGAAAUAUCGCGAGGCGCUGGCGCGAUUACCGCGGCACGCGGAGGCUGCCUACAACCUGGCGACCUGCCUAUCGGAACAGGCAGACUCGGACUUGAAUCCCGACAUGAGGGAACAGAUGGCCUUGCUGAGCGAGUCUCGAUCCUUGCUGGAGUCUGUGAUCGAAGCGGACACAAGCGGGAGGGGGGCCACCACGGCUCUGGCGCAUCACGCUCUAGGAAACGUCAUUUGCGCCGUGGUGGAAGCGUUCGAGGACCAGCGCCCCACGGUUCAGUGCGCGGACGGCUCUGUCGAGUGUCCUUCUGCCGCGGCGCGCAAGGAACACUUGUCCCUGGCCUGUAGGCACUUCGAGGCGUCGGUGUCGAUCACGAAACGGCUGCAGAACCAAUCGGGGGAAGCGGAGGAAGUCCUCAUACACUGGGGAGACGCGUUGUCAAGCAUGAUGCAGAUUGUCAUGGACGACGGUGCAACAGCGGAGAGAAGCUCGAGCGAACACCCACCGCCACCACCGCCCUCAUCACUUGUACAGGAAGUGUUGGGGCUUUGCUCCAACGCCUGCAGCAAGUACUCCGAGGCGUUAGCGUCGGAAACGAGCAGCGGAGGUUCGGAUACGGACAUUCUCCGGCUUAAGGCGGGAACGGUGGUGAACUUCUUAGACUGGGCUCUCCCGGAAGCUCUUCCCCCCGAGGCGCCGAUCGGUGGGUCAGACGUGGGUUUUCCGGCGGAGGAAAUCCUCGCUGCGGGAGAGGAAGCAGUGCAAGCACUCCUGGCCCUGGAUGACAGCAGCAUGGACGGCAUGUUAGCGAAGGCAGAUCUAUGCAGAUUGCGAGCGAGGACAUCGAUGUUGUCGGGAGCCAGCGUGGAAGAAGAAGGAGCUCGGAGGGAAGAGUCAGUGGCGUGGUUCGCGAGGGCCGCGACAGGGUUUCCUCAGGAUGCAGGCGUGCUGACGGCCGCAGGGGAAGGGUUGUUGGAGUACGGCAGGCGGUCGAUGGCGCUGUAUCAGGAGGUGGCCGUGGGCUCGGUAGGGCAGAGUCCGUACGGAUACGGUUCGGCCCCCGGGCCUGCCGCACCGCAUGUCGAGGGAAUGCGAAUGUCUGCGAUCACACGGCUGCAGGAAGCGGGAAGACUCCUGGCCGAGGCGUGUUCUUUCGACGUCUCGGAUGCCAACUCUCCGUACAACGCGGCCUGCGCGUUCGCCCUCGCCGGGGACCCUGGUUCUUGCUUUCGCGCCUUGAGCGAGUACUGCCGACGGCUCACGCUAGCUGCGAACGGCUCGUCUGGCAAGAGAGAAGCGGCAAGACGGUCGCUGCGGGAGGCCGGCAACGACGUAGAUUUGGAAGAGGUUCGCGGGGCCCCGUGGUUUGUCGACUUGUUGAGGGGUACGGAUGCUACCCUCGUUGGAUCGGGCUGAUGGGACCGCUGGCCGUGGUUUGGGGUGUAGAUAUUGGGCCUUGUACAUUGUGGAAUGGGUCAGCACGGCGCGGUAGAAGUUGCAACAAGAAGAGGGAGACAAUCCCUCGCUUGGCGUCAGGCGAAGCGUUUUGUUGUGUCAACGUUUGGCGUGGCACAGUAGGCAUGCCUUAGCUGCUCUAGAUAUUUUUUAUCGGAUUGGGUCGGGGACGCCUGCGUACAUCUCGCCCCUAUUAUUUGUUCGUGCCCGAUUGAGUCUGCUUUGCUCGGGGAUUAGUGGCUGUAUUUUUGCAUUGUUGUCGACACAAGAUUGCUUCAUUUCAGUGUGACUCACAGUCGAACACCCGAACCGGAUGGUAGGGGUGACGGUGUUUACGCGCUGUUCAAGAGAGUGUACGGUUGAACGAACUGGAAGAAGCGUUUCCUCUUUGCUGUAGGCUGUUUGGCUAUUGGGAAGGCUA